AUGGAUACGAAAGAGUUCGAAUUUCGACCCACCAAAGAGGGUGCUAGGUCAAAAAGUCCUGGAGUGAUUGGGCGUUUGAGCAAUUUUGCGAGAAGUAAGACGCGUCAUUCGCUCAAUGAGAAAACGUCCAACUCGACUACAUUCAAUGAAAAGCCGAAAAAGGAUCUCCAUCGUGAAUUCCAAAGAUGUCGCGACAGUCACGAUCUUCGACUUGAUCUCAGCUCAAACGACAUAACAUCGAUACCUUCAUCUAUCAGGGAUCUGACGCAGCUAACCGAGUUGUUCUUAUACAAGAACAAGCUCACGCAAUUACCACAUGAACUAGGCAACUUGGUGUCACUACGAAAACUCGGACUGAGUGAAAACGCUCUAUGUUCCUUGCCUGACUCACUUGCCUCACUUACCCAGUUAGAAACGUUGGACCUUCGGCACAACAAGCUUACAGAGAUACCACCUGUAAUAUACCGCAUAACGUCACUAGAGACGCUAUGGUUACGAUACAACAGAAUUGUUUGCAUCGACGAAGAUAUAGGGAAUUUGUCAAAGCUCAAGAUGAUCGAUCUGCGCGAGAACAAGAUCCAUAGUCUCCCGGCUUCAAUUGGUAAAAUACACUCCUUGGUUGUGUGCUUGUUGAGCUACAACCACUUGUCGCAGGUGCCUGAUGAACUUGGAUUGUGCAUUAGCUUGACACAGCUCGAUCUUCAACAUAAUGACCUCACAGAAUUGCCAGAAACAAUGGGUAAACUGAAGAACCUCGUUCGACUGGGUAUCAGAUAUAACAAGUUACGAUCAUUACCUGCUUCUCUGGAAAACUGUACCCAGUUAGAAGAGUUCAUCGUAGAGGGGAACCAUCUGCAAACACUUCCGGACGCUAUGUUGACUUGUCUUCCUAAGCUGAGAACCAUUAAUUUAUCUCGGAACGAGCUCGCAGGCUUUCCACAAGGUGGCCCUCAACAAUUUGCUGCUGCUGUGACUAUUAAUAUGGAGCACAACCGGAUUAGUAAAAUUCCGAUCGGUAUCUUCUCACGAGCAAGCGGUCUCACAAAGUUGAAUCUGAAAGAGAACGAACUGCUCUCAUUGCCUUUAGAUAUGGGAAGCUGGACUUCUAUUACUGAGUUGAACCUUUCAACAAAUCAAUUGAAAGUUCUACCUGAGGACAUAGAGAAGCUUGUAAAUCUCGAGAUCCUGGUUUUGUCGAAUAACCAGCUUAAGAAAAUGCCAGCGCAAAUAGGAAAUCUAAAGAAGUUGCGAGAGCUUGAUCUGGAAGAGAACGAUCUCGAAACGAUCCCAAGUGAAAUAGGAUUUCUUCUACAACUGACAAAAUUGUGGGUGCAGUCCAAUAAACUUGUGAACCUACCCAGAACGAUAGGUAAUCUCGCUAGUCUUCAAGAUUUACGAGUUGGUGAAAAUUCGUUGUCGUCUAUACCCGAGGAAAUAGGUCACUUGGAUUGCUUGAAGUCAUUAUAUCUAAACGACAACCCCUCGUUGCACAAUCUUCCUUUUGAGCUGGCACUCUGUUCUUCGCUCGAAAUAAUGUCCAUUGAAAAUUGCCCUUUAAGUCAGAUUCCUCCAGAAAUCACUGCAGGAGGGCCUAGCCUUGUCAUACAGUAUCUGAAAAUGCAAGGUCCUUAUCGAGGUGUUGUACUAACGCAAUGA
Necator americanus (New World hookworm) is the source of this 1656-nucleotide messenger RNA. RefSeq lists its product as uncharacterized. The transcript has 15 exons. Bases 1 to 1656 code for a protein of 551 amino acids. The record is from RefSeq and is a predicted model, not a curated record. Lineage: Eukaryota; Metazoa; Nematoda; Chromadorea; Rhabditida; Ancylostomatidae. Gene Ontology annotation, molecular function: protein binding.